Messenger RNA from Thalassophryne amazonica, 2049 nucleotides. RefSeq names its product serpin peptidase inhibitor, clade H (heat shock protein 47), member 1b (gene serpinh1b). The record is from RefSeq and is a predicted model, not a curated record. Gene Ontology annotation, cellular component: endoplasmic reticulum. Gene Ontology annotation, molecular function: serine-type endopeptidase inhibitor activity. The coding region runs from base 194 to 1411 and encodes 405 amino acids. Gene Ontology annotation, biological process: negative regulation of endopeptidase activity; collagen fibril organization. Lineage: Eukaryota; Metazoa; Chordata; Actinopteri; Batrachoidiformes; Batrachoididae. The transcript is spliced from 8 exons.
AGCCUCAUUUGAAUAUCCCAUUCCCACUUCUAGAAGAUUCUCUCUGAGGCUAUAUAGAGCAGGACAGAGUGCAGCAGUCAGGCUUUUUUCCACAGCACACAAGACAGGAACGCCGCUAAAUCUGUGCCAGAAUGAAAAUCGCAGGCAUCAAAACAACUCAAGGCCGCUACAGCUGCGUUUGGAGACAGACAGGAUGUGGGUGACUUCCAUUGUAGCUCUAUGUACGCUGGCCCUCGUGGCCUCCGCAGAGGUCAAGAAGCUGAGCACCCACGCCACCACACUGGCAGACACUAGCGCCAACUUGGCAUUCAGCCUCUAUCACAACAUGGCAAAGGAGAAGGACAUGGAAAACAUCGCAAUCUCUCCCUUGGUGGUAGCCUCCUCCCUGGGGAUGGUUGCACUUGGUGGUAAGAACUCCACUGCCUCCCAGGUGAAGACAGUCCUCAGUGCUGACAAACUGAGAGAUGAGCACCUGCACGCCGGCCUGUCAGAGCUGCUCUCAGAGUUCAGCGACACCAAAACUCUCAACACUACCUGGAAGAUCAAUAACCGCCUGUAUGGCCCCAGCUCUGUUUCGUUUGCUGAUGAAUUUGUGAAAAACAGCAAGAAGCACUACAACUAUGACCACUCAAAAAUCAACCUCAGGGACAAGAGGAGCGCGGUGAACUCCAUCAAUGAGUGGGCAGCCAAAUCCACCAACGGUAAACUGCCUGAGGUCACCAAGGAUGUGCAGAACGCAGACGGUGCGAUGAUUGUCAAUGCCAUGUUCUUUAAACCUCACUGGAAUGAAAAAUUCCAUGAAAAAAUGGUUGACAAUCGCGGUUUCCUGGUUUCUCGCUCAUUCACUGUUGGAGUGGCCAUGAUGCAUCGUACAGGCUUGUAUGACUUCUACGAGGACGUAGAGAAUCGUGUCUUUGUGCUGAACAUGCCUUUGGGCCAGAAGCAGGUUUCUAUGAUCCUUAUUAUGCCCUAUCACCUGGAGCCAUUGGAUCGCCUGGAGAAGCUUCUGACCAGAAAGCAGGUGAACACCUGGCUCAGCAAGAUGGAGAACAGGGCUGUGGCUAUCUCCCUCCCCAAAAUCUCAGUCGAAGUCAGCCACAACCUACAGAAACACCUCGCUGAACUUGGCUUGACUGAGGCAGUGGACAAGUCCAAGGCCGAUCUGUCCAACAUUUCUGGGAAGAAGGACCUUUAUUUGUCUAACGUCUUCCACGCAUCAGCCCUGGAACUGGACACUGAUGGGAACGCGUACGACACCAGCAUCUUCGGCACUGAGAAGCUGAGGAACCCCAAACUCUUCUAUGUCGAUCACCCCUUCAUCUUCCUGGUGAAGGACAACAAGACCAACUCUAUCCUGUAUAUCGGCAGAGUGGUGCGGCCUAAAGGGGACAAGAUGCGCGACGAGCUUUAAUGUUAAUGGCGUCAGGUGCGUUUAGUAGAUUUUUAUGCAUAUUGUUUUUGCCACGCGAGCAAUCUGGUUCGACUGUUACCUCAACAAGACAUUCCAAUUGACGAUCUGUGGAUUGAGUAUCUGAACCUGCUGUUGUAGAUACACAAAACCUUGCAGGGCACAAUUCUAAUAAGAGGUUGACUUCAUAAUAGCCCAGAAACACAGAUGAAAACCCUAACUUUGAGAUUUAUAUAAGCAAACAGCAGUUAAAACAUGCAGACAACAUGCUUAUAUUAAGUAUGAACACUCUUCAAAGAAAAAAAAAAAACCUGUUUUUGCAAAUAUUGUUUAGGCUAUGAUCCAUGUGUGUUUUUCUGACAAUAUCUUUAAUGUUUAAAGACAGAAAGAUCCUUGCACAAGCUUAUUCCACUUCACAGUUCGCACUCCUUGCCCUGUAUGCUGGUUUUAUUUUAUUUUGCGCCCAGUCUGCACUGAAUUGUUCUGCUGCACGAGCUGAGUCUGCAGCCGAAAUUCAUGUUUACUAGCCAACUAAUUUCUGUGUCCUUUUUUCUCGCUGAGGGUAUUUUCCACAAGAAGCUGUUGGAAUGUUGUGAUGAUUUAAUAUUUUCUUCCUUUUUCAAUAAAAGAGAAAAACUGGA